AAGCGCGUGAGAAGUCUCCUCAUUCUAUGGUCCUCCAUAGCCUCCUUCCUGCUGGAAGCAUUGGCGGAGUUCGAGCAGCUCAACAACUACUCAUGCGCUUUACACGGUGGGUCCUGGACGGCUACAGGUUCACUUCUCGUUCAUCUCCCACAAACUGCAGGAGCUUUUGUACUUCACAGUCUAUGAUGUCGUCGAGGCACUCUCACGCCAAAAGAAUUGAGGGACUGGACAAGAAUGUUUGGGUGGCGUUUACAUCAGUAGCAGCCGACCCAUCCAUUGUCAACCUCGGCCAAGGCUAUCCAGACAUCCCCCCACCUUCUUAUAUCAAGGAGGCCUUGGCAAGCGCUGCGUCAGUGGAUCGCAUGAACCAGUACACCAGAGGUUUUGGUCAUCCAUCCUUGGUUAAAGCCCUUUCUCAGGUGUACGGGGAGGUCUAUGGACGUCAGGUCGACCCUUUUAAAGAGAUCCUGGUCACGGUCGGUGGUUAUGGCUCCUUAUUUAGCACCAUGCAAGGCCUGGUGGAUGAAGGAGAUGAGGUGAUCAUAGUUGAACCUUUCUUCGAUUGCUAUGUACCAAUGGUCAGGAUGGCAGGAGCCAAGCCUGUGUUGAUCCCAUUGCGGCGUAAGUCUGGAAAGAAGACAGUCUCUAGUGCUGACUGGUAUCUUGACCCAAAAGAGCUUUCUGCGAAGUUCAGCUCUAAGACGAAGGCCAUCAUCAUCAAUACUCCCAACAAUCCUUUAGGGAAGGUUUUCACCAGAGACGAGCUGCAGGUGAUCGCAGACCUCUGUGUUAAACAUGACACGCUGUGCUUCAGCGAUGAGGUGUAUGAGUGGCUCGUCUAUAAGGGACACCAGCAUGUGAAAAUCGCUACUCUGCCUGGCAUGUGGGACAGGACGAUAACCAUCGGCAGUGCAGGGAAAACCUUUAGUGUUACCGGUUGGAAGCUUGGUUGGUCUAUAGGACCUGAGCACUUGAUAAAACAUCUUCAGACCGUCAUGCAGAAUACUCUCUACACCUGCGCAACACCUCUGCAGGAGGCAGUGGCUCAAGGUUUGCUGCAGAACUAUAAGCUGAUGGGUCAGCCCGACUGCUACUUCUCUUCACUGGCGGCAGAGCUGGAAGCAAAGAGGGACCGCCUGGCCGCCAUUCUGCAGGAGGCUGGGAUGACUCCAGUUAUCCCAGAGGGUGGCUACUUCAUGCUCGUGGAUGUGACACCGCUAAAUCAGGACCUGUCACAUAUGGGCGAAGACGAAGCCUAUGACUACAAGUUUGUUAAGUGGAUGAUUCAGGAAAAGAAAUUGGCUGCUAUUCCCGUCACAGCAUUUGUUGGAGAGGAGUCCAAGAAGCAGUUUGAGAAAUAUAUUCGCCUGUGCUUCAUAAAGGAAGACAGCACUCUGGAAGCAGCAGGGAACAUCCUAAGAAACUGGAGGACAGUUUAACAGGAUGUGGAGAGCGUGAAGAAAUCUGCAGAUGAGCCUUCAGUGACUUACAGUCCCUAUUCCUCACUACACAUUGUUACUGUUUUUGCUUUUUUGUUACACCUUCAUAUUUUAGAUCAUGACUGUAAUUUCAAUAAAAGAAAAAAAAAUAA
Fundulus heteroclitus (mummichog) is the source of this 1591-nucleotide messenger RNA. RefSeq names its product kynurenine--oxoglutarate transaminase 3. The record is from RefSeq and is a predicted model, not a curated record. Gene Ontology annotation, molecular function: L-kynurenine:2-oxoglutarate transaminase activity; pyridoxal phosphate binding. Gene Ontology annotation, biological process: biosynthetic process. Lineage: Eukaryota; Metazoa; Chordata; Actinopteri; Cyprinodontiformes; Fundulidae. Gene Ontology annotation, cellular component: mitochondrion; cytoplasm. The transcript is spliced from 14 exons. Bases 27 to 1439 code for a protein of 470 amino acids.